This is a messenger RNA of Hemiscyllium ocellatum (epaulette shark), 3829 nucleotides long. RefSeq names its product kinesin family member 23 (gene kif23). Gene Ontology annotation, molecular function: microtubule motor activity; ATP hydrolysis activity; ATP binding. Bases 90 to 3053 code for a protein of 987 amino acids. Gene Ontology annotation, biological process: microtubule-based movement. The record is from RefSeq and is a predicted model, not a curated record. Lineage: Eukaryota; Metazoa; Chordata; Chondrichthyes; Orectolobiformes; Hemiscylliidae. Gene Ontology annotation, cellular component: microtubule; nucleus; kinesin complex. The transcript is spliced from 24 exons.
UGUCGGCGGGGAGGUAGUGCGGCCGUUGUCGUGGCCGCGGGUGAGAGCACGGCCUGGCUGUCCGUUAUCAUUAAAAAUAAACUGCAACCAUGAAAACAACGAGGCUCCAAACUCCCAGAAGACCAGUAAAGAAACCAUCAAACAACCUCAAAGACCCAGUUGGUGUUUAUUGCCGGGUCAGACCACUGACCUCUGAAGAUACUGAAUGUUGUGUUGAACUUAUCAGUAAUACUACAAUACAGCUCCAUCCUCCUGACGGGAUUAAAGUCAACAGGAAUGGUGAAUUCAAAGAGAUGCAGUAUUCUUUUAAAGAAGUGUUUGGAGCCUUUACAACCCAGAAGGAACUAUUUAAUGUUGUCGCACGACCCCUUGUGGAAGAUCUGAUUCAUGGCAAAAAUGGUUUGCUGUUUACUUAUGGUGUUACUGGAAGUGGGAAAACGCACACAAUGACUGGAUCUCCUGGAGACGGAGGCCUUCUGCCUCGUUGUUUGGACAUGAUCUUUUGUAGUAUUGGACCAUUUCAAGCAAAGCGAUUUGUUUUCAAGCCAGAUGAUAAGAAUACAAUGGAGGUGCAGGGUGAUGUUGAUGCUCUGUUGGAGCGUCAGAAAAGGGAUGCCCAGUCUUCCACAAUCCCAAAGAGCCUUUCCUCCAAGCAUAAAAUGGAUCCAGAGUUUGCAGAUAUGAUUACUGUGCCUGAGCACUGCAAAGCUGAGAGAGUUGAUGAGGACAGUGUUUAUAGUCUAUUUGUUUCUUACAUUGAAAUCUACAAUAACUAUCUUUAUGAUCUUCUUGAAGAGAUACCACAUGAUCCAAUCAAACCAAAGUGGAACAGCACUCCUGUGCGGAACGCUGAGUUCAUACCUCCACAAUCGAAAAUUCUUCGAGAAGAUUCUAAUCAUAACAUGUAUGUGUCUGGUUGCACGGAGGUAGAGGUGAAGUCUACGGAAGAAGCUUUUGAAGUAUUUUGGAAAGGCCAGAAGAAACGACGUAUAGCUAACACCACGUUAAAUCGAGAAUCGAGCCGUUCACAUAGUGUUUUCAUUAUCAAGUUGGCUCAGGCUCCAUUAGAUGCUGAUGGGGACAAUGUCCUUCAGGCUAAGGAUCAGACAGUAGUGAGCCAACUGUCCCUGGUGGACUUGGCAGGAAGUGAGAGAAUUUACAGGACAAAAGCUGAAGGCAGUAGAUUGCGAGAGGCAGGGAACAUUAAUCAGUCAUUGAUGACAUUAAGAACAUGUAUUGAAGUACUAAGAGAAAACCAAAUGUAUGGAACAAAUAAGAUGGUUCCAUACAGAGACUCAAAGCUCACUCAUCUUUUUAAAAAUUACUUUGAUGGUGAGGGAAAGGUUCGGAUGAUUGUGUGUGUCAAUCCCAAAGCUGAUGACUAUGAAGAAACCUUGCUGGUUAUGAGGUUUGCUGAAAUGACUCAAGAAGUUGAAGUGGCUAGACCUGUAGAUAAACCAAUCUGUGGUCUCACUCCAGGCCGUCGAUACAGGAAUCAGGCUUUCAAAGAAGAAUUGGCAAGGAAGCUAGAACUACGAGGAGGUCCCAUGUAUGGAGAAGACUCGUCUACUGCAGAAGCUCUGCUGCAAAGUUUUGCAUCAUUGCCUUCAGUUGAGAUAACUGAUCCCAAUGACGAGCAAACUUUACCACGUUUAAUAGAGUGUUUGGAGCAAAGGUAUAAAAUACGCCAAAUGGCAGCUGAGGAGAUGAAGAAAACUGUAAACGCUAUCAGAGGGAUGAUUCACGAUUGGGACAGUAAGUUCGCAGCAAAGGACAAUUACAUACAGGAUCAGCAAGAAAAACUGCUUGAAAAGGACCGGUUUCUUAAUGGACAAAAAGCAGAGACUGAGCGACUGGAGAAGAAAGUUAAAACCUUGGAGUACAAGAUUGAGAUAUUGCAAAAAACAGCAAAUAUUUAUGAAGAGGACAAGCGUGCCUUGCAACAGGAGCUGGAGGAGAGAGACCAAAAGCUGCAUCGAGAGUUAUCAGAUAAACGGCGCUUGGAGCAGAGAAUGCAAGGAGUGAUGACAGAUACAAAGAUGAAAUGGGAGAAAGAAUGUGAACGUCGUGUUCAAGCUAAGCAGCUCGAGAUGCAAAAUAAGCUUUGGGUAAAAGAUGAAAAGCUCAAGCAACUCAAAGCAAUUGUUGCAGAGGCAAGGACAGAGAGGGCCGAGAAACCAGAGAGGACACCAAGGGAAAACGACAAGAAAGUCCGUGUACAUGUGCGGUCGGCAUCUCCACCUUCAGUUCCUUUUCCUGGUAACAGUUUAGCAUCCCAACCCAUUAGCCAGAACUGCCAAGUAUCUAGGCCACAGCUGCAUAGGCGCUCUAACUCCUGCAGCACCAUCUCUGUGGCCUCCUGCAUCUCCGAAUGGGAGCAGAAAACUCCAGAAUGGAACAGAAAUGCUAGUGCACUGUCCAAGAAUAAACGUAGACUGCUGGAGACUCCACAAGUUAGGGACUCCAAUUUCCAAGAGAGAAGGCAGGGAGUGAACAAGCUGGGCAGCGGCAAAGUCAACGGCUAUAGAAGAGAAGGCGGAGUAGACCAGGAUGGACCCCAGCGGAAUGCACCACCUGUUCGCCUACGCCACAGACGGUCACGCUCAGCGGGUGGGGAACGAUGGGUAGACCAUAAGCCAGUUGGUAGCGUGGAAACAGACACUGUCCUACAGCCACACAUUCCCAAUGCCAUCACAGUGGCUGUGCCAAAUGAAAAAGCUCUGGCUAAGUGUGACAAGUACAUUUUGACACACCAGGAGCUUGCAUCGGAUGGGGAGAUUGAGACCAAGCUCAUCAAGGGAGAAGUUUACAAAACCAGGGGUGGUGGGCAGGCCGUACAAUUCACAGAUAUUGAAAAACUAAAACAAGAGGCACCCGGCAGCACGAGAAAACGUAGAUCUUCACAAUCAGCACCCCCUCAACAAGAAGAAACUACAGAAUCAGAAUGGACCGAUGUGGAGACAAGGUGUUCAGUUGCUGUAGAAAUGAAAGCAGGAAGCAACUUUGGACCUGGGUAUCAGCAUCAUGCUCAACCCAAGCGCAGAAAACCAUAAAUGCCAGAUACUAUAAACAAACUUCCUUCAACAGAAUAAUCUUGGGCAAUAGUGGGCAAUUGUGAAGUGUCGGCAGGGUAGAUGAUACUAUGCAAAAUUAGCGGGAAUGUGAUAUCAAUGCUGUAAACAUUUUUGAACUGAGACAAUAGUAAACUUAGCUGGCUUGUUUUGUAUAUAUUUGAUGUUCAGGUGCCGUUUCAUUGCACAUCACAGAUUAUGUAUUUUACAGUAUGAGCAUUGUGCUUACUUUUACAUGUGGAUACAAAUUUUAUACCUUUCCCAUGUAGAUUAAUCAUGAUCUUUUGUUUUGAGAUUUUGUUUUUUCCAAACAAAUAGCCAGUAUCACUGAAAGAAAAAACUUUUGUUUACAGAUUGUCUGUGGUUUUCAUAAGACCAUUUGGGAAAUUCUGUUUGUAAAUUGCAGCAUCCUAUAUGUGGACUUUUUUUUUUGUUGUUAUCUUUUUAAAGAAAAGAAAAAAUGAUUAUGCUUGCCACAUAUAUUUCUUUUUAAAAAGCAAUCAACAUUUGAUCACCAAACCCUGGCAUCACGUGUUCUGAGCUGCUGCUAUUGUUCAGUUGACACAAUGCACUUUAGAAUGAACCCAUUGUUUUAUGUGUAUAUGCAUGUCAGCAUCAAGGCAAUAUCUUUAGUCUCUCAUACCAUAAGCUUUAAAAUAGGCAAUAAUUUCAUUAUUACUUCAACUGUACAUUAUAAACCAUUAAACCUAAUAGAUUUUUGUUUAACAUGGUUUUGUUGGAAAUCUGAAUAUUUUAUU